AUGACACGCAUGCUGAUGAACCUUGCCAACGGAAAGGUAGCGGUGUGUCUUGAGGGAGGGUAUAACUUCCGAUCGAUCUCCAAGUCAGCACUAGCGGUUACGCGGACAUUGAUGGGCGAGCCGCCGGAUCGGCUGAUUGCGCCGUCAGCGUCGCGGCCGGCCGUUGAGACGGUGAGAGAGGUGGCGAUGAUGCAUUCACGGUAUUGGAAGUGCAUGUAUCCGAAGGGCCCGUCGUCGAACUUUGCCGGCAACCGUGUACAUGAUAUCAUCCGGCAGUACCAGGCGAAACAGCUGUAUGAGGAGCACAAGCUGACGAGCCUGUACAUCUACCGGGACACGAUCUCGAAGUCGUUUGAGAACCAGGUGCUGGCGAGCCAGAACUACGACAAGGUGGACACUCUGCUUGUUAUCUUCCACGACCCGCCCGAGCUGAUGGGCAUCCCGCACCCGGUGACCAACGUGCUCGAAGCCCACAACACCUGGCUGGCUGAUAAUGUCAAGGAUUACAUCUCCUGGGCGGUCGAGCAUAACGUGGGCGUUAUCGACGUCAACAUCCCGAAGCACAUCUCAGAAGCCGACCAAAAUUCACGAAGCUACGAGCGGGAGAGCCCGAACCGGGCCCUUUACUCCGAGCAGCUUGCCGAGUACCUGUGGGAGAACUACAUCGAGACCAACGACACCAGCCGCAUCUUCUUCAUGGGGGUGGGCGAUGCCUUUCUCGGACUGGCCAACCUUCUCAUCAACAAAGAGCGAGUCCACACAAUGGUCAGUGGCGUGAUAUGCUUUGUGGCCGAGAACCCCGUCCGCGCCGUCGCCAGCACCACCAUCACCUGGCUCUCCAAGUGGUACAAAGAGAACUCCCUGGUCUUUGUGUCCCACCGGCACAUGGUGUGGGAGGGCCAGGAGAACAAGCAGAAGCAGUACAAGCGCUACGGGCGGCUGGUGAAGUCGACGGCGGCGCACACGCUGAACGAGAUGCUGGUCAACCACCGCGCGGAUGUGUUCAAGUGGAUCGAGGAGCGAGUCGAGGCCGGGUCGGAGAGCAGUUCAUAG
Messenger RNA from Trichophyton rubrum CBS 118892, 1053 nucleotides. RefSeq lists its product as uncharacterized. Gene Ontology annotation, biological process: chromatin organization. The transcript is spliced from 10 exons. Gene Ontology annotation, molecular function: histone deacetylase activity. Lineage: Eukaryota; Fungi; Ascomycota; Eurotiomycetes; Onygenales; Arthrodermataceae. The coding region runs from base 1 to 1053 and encodes 350 amino acids. Gene Ontology annotation, cellular component: histone deacetylase complex. The record is from RefSeq and is a predicted model, not a curated record.